AUGAAUGGGAGCUAUUUUCGGUUGAUGCAGGAAUUUGAUCUGAAGUCGGGCGUGUACCAAGAGACGGGGUCUGUGAUUCAGUUUGGAGCAAAAAUUCGCAGGGAGGAUUUGGGACCUUCGCUGAAUGGUUCGAGUAGUGGAGAGAUGGGAACAGGAUUUCUGGAUCGUGAAUCAUCUGAGGUUACAUCAUCCAGCGAGCCAUCUCAAGCUUUGGCGAUCAUUGCUCGGCCGAACUCUCAAGCGGUUUUGUAUUCUUCGAAUUACCAAUAUGGCACAAUGUCUUCGGCGUUUCAUCCAUCGUAUACCCAUGGAUCAAUCUUUAUAUUGCCAGUCGGGCGCUCAAUAAUCGAGCAGUACAGCAACGGUCAUCGGAAUUUGCAUAGUGCAGUCACAUCAUCUUCCCAACCUAAAUCAUCUAUGGUGGUGCGCCAAGCCUCUCAGUCUGUACCAACCAACUCCUCACCACCCACCAAGAUCACCAUCGUCCCCCCUCACUCACCCACUCAACUCCCCCACCCUCCCCCUCUCAAUCUCAAAAAAGCCUUCAUUCUCCUCUCCAUUCCCCUCUCCCUCUCCCAGUUCCCCCACUACCUCCUCAAAUCCCUCCUCCUCAUCAGAACCCAACCCUUGGGAGAACUCUGUCUCUAUUCCCUCAUUCUCCCCGCCUGCUACUACACAGGAACACUCAAAUUCGGAUUUCUAGCAAUGAAGGGCUUAGAUGGCUGGUUAGCGACAUUGGGGAAUUGGUCUGCGCGGGGAAAUUUAACUGUUGUGAGGGCUUUGGGGGGGUUGAUGAAGGGGUACAUGAAUGGAUGGGGAGAUUGA
Molecule: messenger RNA, 825 nt
Organism: Botrytis porri
Lineage: Eukaryota; Fungi; Ascomycota; Leotiomycetes; Helotiales; Sclerotiniaceae
Exons: 1
Coding region: 1-825 (274 amino acids)
Source: RefSeq, a predicted model, not a curated record